ACGUCUAUAAAAAGGCCUCUUGAACGCUGAAAACAUUAGCAGUUCUACCUUAUACACUCUAACGAAAGAUGGUUCAGAAAACAGCGUGUAUGAUUCUUUGCCUUCUUGCUGGUCAGGUCUUUGCGGUUACCGCAACCUCAUACAAUCAGUGUGAGGUCCAAGAAAUUUCGAAGUGUGAUCGUGUCUUCACGAACACGAUUCGAAAUGCUGACGAGAGCCAAACCUUGAUUGAUAUCUACUGUAACACCUACAAGGUUGCAGGUGUUGAUUGCUUGACGUCUAAGCCCAAAUGUGUUGGUAAGAUCAUCGAUUUGCUCCGAUUCAUGGUCCUACAGCACAUGAUUCUCGACAGUAAGCUAGGCCUCUGCCCCAACCCUGAUCGACUGGCACCUUUGAGAGAACUUGUACAAGAUGCAGACAAGUUCGAACCAUGCACUGCCAAGAAGAAUCUCUACUGUGCGUCACGCUUCGCAGAGGAGGUCCGAAAUGGCGGAAAAGCCUUCCAUGCCCUUACAAAAUUUUGGGACUGUUACGAAUCCAAAACCAUGGCUUGUGAUGACCAAAUCUACAAAGAUUACGUUGCAGACGUUAAGACAGCUGGGAAGAAAUUGCGCGACUUUAUGAAGGCAUUUCCAGUUCUUAUUCCCUAAAACUCCCAGUAUUAAUAAGCCCACUUUUAAUAUAACCGGGUGAGGAUCUAGAUAUACGGCUAUUUCAAACAAACUACAAGGGUUGGUGAACGUUUUGUUGCAUGUUGCACGUAGCAUACCAAGCCGCCGAACUGCACUCUGAAUUCAAUCAGAGUAAAAACAUUGUGACCGGAUCACAACCAUACGAAAUUUCCCCAAACUUAAUUUGUCGUCUACAAGUUUUCCUGCAUGGCAUUAUUUCUUGUGCCGACAUAAAUUGACCUAUAAAUAUGCGUUUCAAGAUGAUUAAACAAUAUACAAAUUGCCAAAAAACCCUUCACCCAACUUUUUUUAUUUGAAAUAGCUGUAUAUCAGAUAAAAACUGUYAAAAAUAAGAUAAGCCAAUCUCUUUACCUUGUAAGUCACGCUAGUGUCAAGUCACUCAAUCCAUGUUGACGUGACAUAAAGGAGCUUGUGAUUAAAUACAGUAUUAAARUGAGAAUGAAGAAUUAAAUCUCCUUUAACCAAA
Actinia tenebrosa (Australian red waratah sea anemone) is the source of this 1158-nucleotide messenger RNA. RefSeq lists its product as uncharacterized. Lineage: Eukaryota; Metazoa; Cnidaria; Anthozoa; Actiniaria; Actiniidae. The record is from RefSeq and is a predicted model, not a curated record.